AUGACGGUGGCAAUUGCUCCAGCGUCCGGCGGAGGAGAAGACAUCGGGAAAUUUGGGUUCUUCUACCGUGCGGCGAAAUCUGAUUCUCACCGUCCUCGCCGUCUGUCACUUCUCCGAUUCUCUCUCAAGGAAGCUGCCGCCCUUACUCCAGUACUGCUGAAUCUUGUCCAAUCAAACGCCGCCGGCGAUCGGAACCUUAGAAUAAUUAGUUCAUCAGUGAUCGGUAUCACUUUUGGGAGGUGCACGCGCAUAAGCAGUAGAGUAGCAGCUAUACGCCGGGUUCUGCAGCAUCGGGAGUAUACCAAGUCGAGAGUUUCAGGUUCUAUUCGCGGGAAUUGGGAGCUUAGAGAGUCGGUGGUAGAGGUUAGACGGGUGAAUGACAAAUUGAUGACGAUUAAGGUAGUAGUUGGAGGGAGCACUCUGAAUGUCAUUAGCGCUUACGCACCGCAAACGAGCUUGGACGAGGAGGUAAAAAGGCGCUUCUGGGCGGCGCUGGAUGAGGUGGUGCAGGGUAUUCCGCCUACGGAGAAGCUAUUCAUAGGAGGGGAUUUCAAUGGUCAUAUUGGGUCGUCUGCUGGUGGCUAUGGUGAGGUGCACGGUGGCUUCGGCUUUGGUGAUAGGAACGGGGGUGGUACCUCACUGUUGGAUUUUGCUAGAGCUUUUGAGUUGGUGAUCGUGAACUCUAUGUUUCCGAAGAGGGAGAAACAUUUGGUUACUUUCCGGAGUAUGGUGGCUAAUCUCCUCCUCAAGAGGUGUGAUAGGGGGUUGUGCGAGGAUUGCAAGGUGAUCCGAGUGAGAACCUAG
Nicotiana attenuata is the source of this 804-nucleotide messenger RNA. RefSeq lists its product as uncharacterized. Gene Ontology annotation, biological process: chromatin remodeling. The record is from RefSeq and is a predicted model, not a curated record. The transcript has 5 exons. Lineage: Eukaryota; Viridiplantae; Streptophyta; Magnoliopsida; Solanales; Solanaceae. Gene Ontology annotation, cellular component: nucleus. The coding region runs from base 1 to 804 and encodes 267 amino acids.